This is a messenger RNA of Cimex lectularius (bed bug), 1291 nucleotides long. RefSeq lists its product as uncharacterized. The transcript has 3 exons. Lineage: Eukaryota; Metazoa; Arthropoda; Insecta; Hemiptera; Cimicidae. Bases 626 to 1180 code for a protein of 184 amino acids. The record is from RefSeq and is a predicted model, not a curated record.
ACAUUUUUAUUUGUUACCAUUUCUGAAGAUGAUCUUCAGAAUUUCAAAAACGACCAUCAUCACAAUUCGUUUGUUAAACUCUUGAAUUGUCUUAGUUUUCUCAGACGAUUAUCCACUACGAAACGCAAAAUUCCCGAGGAUUUCAUUUCUUCGUCGGUUAAAAAACAAUAACAAAUCCCUUAUAAACGGGACUCCUUCGGUCGUCGGAUCAAGCGAAACGCCACGAUCCGAGAAUCAUUUUGACGUGCUUUGCCCUCUUGUCGACCCUAUCGAUAGUGUUAUUGACCAAAAACCUCUGGAAUAUCUCUAUAUUGUCGACGUACACAAAAAUGAUCACGAGAGGGACGCUCAUGGCGAGUCCGCACAUCAAAGUCAUCGAUCGGCAAGAAAAGCGUUUACCUUCAACAUGGCAGUCCUGAUCGACUUCCGGCAAAAUCAUGAUCUGACGUGAUUUCAACCUGAUAACACCUGGCAUAGCCUCUUGCAAGUAUUUGUCGCGGUUUACAAGCUUCAACCGCUUUUCAUAUUAUUCAUAAAUAUCGCCCACAGCUGUUUUAUUUUGUUUCCUUUUAAAUAAUACUUGUCAUAAACCAUAUUGGAAGUUGCCCGUCGUCAUUGUUUAUAAAUGGAAGAGAGUAGUUCGGAAAAAGAACCUUUAGUGGAAGAGGGCGAAGUACCCUCCAGCGAGGGACAAGUCGAAGAAGAGGACUUUGAUAUUUAUAAAGGUUUCGACAUUGAUGAACCUUUUGACACAAACUGCACAGAUAACGACGAGGAAUGGAGGAUUUUCAACUUAUCUGUGGAAAACGGCGAAGAAACUAAAUCGCUUGAUAACAAAAGCGCUGGAAAAGAAUCGAAGGAUUCAGCCUCCGAAUCAGCCUCCGAGCUGAAGAUGAGCCGCGGGGAAGCGGAAGCGAAAAGAGAAGAAACGUCCAAAAUGAAGAGUCUCCUGGAUUCCAACCACAUCCCUUCCCUUAUGUCGCUGAAGACGGAGCCGCCGGAAUACUAUACGAGCAGGAGGCAGGAGCGAAAGUAUUACGGGCACAAAUGGCGAAAUUCGCGUAGCCGAGAAUACGACCGAGGGAGUCCGUACAGAAAUAGAAAAGAGAGCUACGAGGGGAGGCAACAGUUUUACGACAGGAGGAACAAGCCAAGGAUUUCUGAUUCGCGAUUUAAAUAAAAUAAAAAAACGAAUACUGUAUAAAUGUAAACAGUACUUUAAGCAACACAUUGUUUCUUCAAAUGUUUCUGUAUUGAUUAAAUGCGCCUGUUAAUGGUUUUUCUCCAUGGA